AUGCAGAAAAACCACCUCCCCUACCUUCACGUACUUGACACCUACCCUGCCACGUUGUUCUCAGCUAACUUGGAACCAGCUCCCGCCAUCAUCACCACUGCUCCGACCAACGAUAUCAAUGCCCCCCGCAAAGUCAAAUCACGAAUGAGCUUGGCUACCGCCAAAUUUCGCCGAUCCAAUGACAUAGCCCGGGAUGGUGACCAGCAAAGCCGACCCAAAAGCCAGAAACAGGCCAGGAAGUCGUUCAAUGAUGUUACAGGGCGGCCUACUAUGGCAGCACUGGAUGAACCGCAAUCUCCGCCGUUAGAUCCACGAACUUCCACUGCAUCCAAUGGUACAUCUUUAACUACCCCAGCUUAUCGCCCAUCUGAGUCCUCGAGGUCCGACGCCAGUUCCACCGACAAUGCUUUCUUAUCGAGCCCUAGUACUACGCCGAAAAAGACCCCGACCUCUUCCAUCUUCCGCUUGAGAAGAGUUAAAAAAGCACCAGAACCUUUGUUCCCUAUGGCACACUUGCCCCAAAAGAGCAAAGCCGGCGCUGUCGCGCACUCAGCAUCCGCAUUGAGCGUAGCUAUCACGCCGCGUCCAGCUUCGUCGCAGAGUGCCACGACCCCCAGAGCAAAUCUCGACGGCACAGAUAGUAGGCAAGGCUCGCAAUCGUCCACAUUUACAGCCCUACAGGCAGCAGAUCGCCGCUCCGGGCAGUCAUCACCCACCAGGAUCAGCGUGUUGCGCGGCCGUUCAUCAACCAUGAGCUCGCUGGGGCGCGACUCUACUGACGAUCAUCUCACACUCCCGCAAGCCAGGACGUCUACAUCAACCGGUAGGAAGAGUUUUGGGGACUUGUUGGGAAUUAGCCGCCUUCGUCAGAAUUCGGAUCUCGCACGCCAAGGAACCACCCCUACUCCACUGACACCAGGCUCCGUCCCUUCCAAUACCAAUUCUUUUCAAUUGAGCCGCGAUACCAUAAGUUUACCGGAAAGAAAGGAUGACGAAUCCGCAACCAAGUAUUUGGAACGGCUAGAAGCUGAUAUCCCACGCGGCAUCAUUGCGGCCAGCGUCGCCAAAAGUACGGACCCGUUCUUCAGCACGGUCUUGCGGAGUUAUAUGAGACGCUUCGGCUUCUUUGGUGAUCCCAUGGAUAUGGCUUUAAGAAAACUUCUCAUGCAAGCUGAGCUUCCCAAGGAAACACAACAAAUCGAUCGUUUUUUGCAGGCCUUCGCAAACAGGUACCAUGAAUGCAAUCCGGGCAUUUACUCCUCGCCUGAUCAAGCCUACUUCAUUGCAUUCUCACUGCUUAUUCUUCACACUGAUGUGUUCAACAAAAACAAUAAGCACAAGAUGCAGAAGGCAGAUUACGUCAAAAACACCCGUGGAGAAGGCAUCUUCGAUGAUAUCCUGGAAUGCUUCUACGAUAAUAUAUCCUACACUCCCUUUAUCCACGUUGAAGAUGAGAUAGACUUGGGCGCCGAUCGAAAAGCAGCUAAUAAGUCGAAGCGAAAGCCUCUGAUACCUGGUCCAGGCGGCGAUACCGCUGCUCGGGCGGCCAAGGAACCUAUCGACCCAUAUACACUCAUUUUUGAGGGCAACCUGGAAGCUUUACGACCGAAUUGGAAAGAUACCAUGUACUUGGUUGACCACUUCAACUAUCUUGGUACAGCAACGUCGCUUAACAUGAACGACCUACAGAAGACCUUUUUUCGCACAGGUGUUCUGCAAAUUGUAUCUGCGAGAUCUCGUCCCGAUGCAUUCAUGUCUGAGAAGACCGCCACCAAUCCUGAAGAGGCUUCACAGGGAAUUGUCGACAUCAAAAUCACGAAAGUCGGCUUACUUUGGCGCAAGGACGCCAAAAAGAGGAAAACUCGCUCCCCUUGGCAAGAAUGGGGCGCGAUUCUCACUGGCGCACAGCUCUACUUUUUUCGCAAUACAAGUUGGGUGAAAAGCCUCGUGCAUCAAUACGAAAAUCACAUCAAAGCCGGACAUGAUGGCAUCCCAAUUACUUUCAACCCUCCCCUUCAUGAGUUUAAACCCGAUGCAUUGAUGUCGACACACGGCGCAGUGGCAUUGCUGGACACAACAUACAAAAAGCAUAAGAAUGCAUUCGUCUAUGUGCCGCAGGAGGGCCUUGACGAGAUUCUUCUUGCGGACAAUGAAGAGGAGCUAAACGACUGGCUAGCUAAGUUAAAUUACGCUGCUGCUUUUAAGACAUCAGGCGUGAAAAUGCGUGGGAUUAUUGGCGGAAACUACGAUGGUCAAGGUAGGAGAGGCAUGAGACGUCUCGAUAGCUCCGAUGGCAUUCAACUUGUCCAAACGCCUACAGGGCCUGUUACGAUAGCGCGGGGCAAGAUUGACUUCAAAAUGGCUGAAGACAUUCAGAUUGCACGCCGCGGAUACAUGCAGGGACGGAUCACCGAGUUGACUCACAAGGUAGAGGAGGCGCAAAAACAGCUCGAGGAGCAGCUACGCAACGCCCGCCAUCUUCAAAUACUCGCACCUGUCCAACCGAGGACACGAGAAAACAUACUUUCCGCGGCGGCUCGCAUAAGCGCGCAGCUCAAGUGGACUCGCAUGCAGAUCUGGAAAGAAACUUGUCACCGAGACAUUUUGCUCCAAGACUUCAAUGAGGAGCGUCCAGCAUCCUCAACCUUAUCGACACCGAACAAUAAACAGGGUUCCGAGCGGGCAGGCUCGCCAACCCCCAAGCCCUCCGUUGUCAGACCAGAGUCGAAAGCGACCGACCAUGGCACCAGCGAAAAUGGCUCUGUCACUCCUACAGAACCAAUCAUCACCCGACUCUCCAGCGUGGUGGACACACCGAAUAACAACGAGGCGCCAAAGGAACCCGAGGGCGAUGCAGUGUCAUUGACGAGGACCCCAGUCUCAAGCCCCAGGUCAAAGAGGACACAGCCGCAAAUUGAAACAGAGCACACGCAGCCACGGAAAUCAAACGACUUGGAAGAUUUGGAUGCCGAGGAGCAAGAUCUCUUGAGGCAGGCAGGGUUGCUUGACAGCCGAAUCAGCAAAGACACUGCUGAUAAGCCAAACACAAUUCUGACUACCGCCGACUCCACGGAUACGCCGGCCGAAGGCGAUAGACUGGAGAGGAAUAAAGUCCGCCGCAGUCUCCAGCGUACUCUUAGAGAGAGUGCAGGCCACCUGUCUCACCACAGGAGCAAGAGAGGAAAGGAGCCAGAUUCUACCCGAUCCGAGGAAACUGGAAGAGAUAGUAUGCUAUCACGUGGCGCGGGUAGUUUUGUUGUUCAUGGCAAGAAAGCUUCCGUCAUUAAUUUGGGCAACGAGAUCCAAAGCAUGUCCAGCGAUGAUAAGAUAAUUGCAUUGAAAGUUCAACAUCAGGGCGACCAACCUCCAUCCCCUAGCCUUAGCUGUGGAGGUGACGAAGACUUUCAUUCUGCUGUUGAGGAAUCAUCGGAAGGUGCUGACUCGCGCGACCGACGGGAAUCCGCAGCAAGCGCGAAUACAGCUACUGCGAUGAGCUUCAGAGAGCUCCACCGCAAGUAUUCGUCAGCACAGGCUGCUAGGAUUGUGUCCGCUGGCGGACGGCUUGUAAUUCCAUCUGAUGGUGAAAGUGAAGCUGCAGUGAGUUUCUCAGAUGGACGGCGGUCCUCCCUACCGCCUAUUGAAACGGAAUCCGAUGAGGACAACGUCGAGUUGAAUAUGAACGGGAACUCAGGGGCAGAGCUGGCGCUCGACCAGAAAACUGGAAAAUUUUCGGAUAGUGACAAUGACAGCGAGGAAGACGAAGAAAAGGAGAAGCUCGGCUCGAACCAAGACUUGGCUAAGCUCGCCAACCAUGUACUGCGAGUGGCGGAUGCGUAG
Cordyceps militaris CM01 is the source of this 3837-nucleotide messenger RNA. Its product is annotated as guanyl-nucleotide exchange factor. NCBI's taxonomy places the organism in Eukaryota, Fungi, Ascomycota, Sordariomycetes, Hypocreales, Cordycipitaceae. The transcript has a single exon. The record is from RefSeq and is a predicted model, not a curated record. Gene Ontology annotation, molecular function: guanyl-nucleotide exchange factor activity. Gene Ontology annotation, biological process: regulation of ARF protein signal transduction. The coding region runs from base 1 to 3837 and encodes 1278 amino acids.